Molecule: messenger RNA, 4116 nt
Organism: Alexandromys fortis (reed vole)
Lineage: Eukaryota; Metazoa; Chordata; Mammalia; Rodentia; Cricetidae
Gene: Rmi1
Product: RecQ mediated genome instability 1
Exons: 3
Coding region: 1953-3809 (618 amino acids)
Biological process (GO): double-strand break repair via homologous recombination; resolution of meiotic recombination intermediates
Cellular component (GO): RecQ family helicase-topoisomerase III complex; nuclear body
Molecular function (GO): nucleotide binding
Source: RefSeq, a predicted model, not a curated record
UUUUUCUUACUGUAAAAGCAGGGAGGGUUAAGUUCUGUAAUUUUGUAUGUGGCUACUAUACUAAGAAAACAUGAACACAUAUUUUCAUGUCGUGAAGUAGUCCCUAAAAACCUCUUCAAAGCUGGGGAUGGUGGCGCACACCUUAAUUCCAGCAUUUGGAAGGCAGAGACAGAUGGAUCUCCAAGUUUGAGGCCAGCCCGGUCUACAAAGUGAGUUCCAGAAUAGCUAGGGCACUUAUACAGAGAACCUUGUCUAAAAAAAAGAAAAGAAAGGGUUUGGAGUUUCAGAGCAUCUAAUGCUCUUCCAGAGGACUGGAGUUUAACUCAACUCCAGGGAUCUGACACCUCGCCUCUUUGGCACCUGCACUCGUGCAUAUGCCCAGGCAUACUCAACAUUUUUAAAAAUCUAAGAUUACACAGCUUUCUAUUUCAUGAACAUGAUGCAGAUUUUUUUCUAGAUAACAUUCAGAAUCCCUCUAAUAUAAAAACAUGAACAUUGACAUGAUUGUUUUCAUAUCUUUUUUCUUUUUCCUCUAGUCUUCCCUUUUCCCCUUUAGUAAGUCCUAGAGAUUGAACCCAGGGACCCAGAGCUAGCUAUACCUUGUUCUUGCCUUUAUCUUUAUUUCUAACUGGGUGUGUUUUCCUGUUUGUUUUUGGAAACAGGGUUUCUCUGUGUAACAGCCCUGGCUGCCCUGGAACACAGAAAUCCACCUGCCUCUGCCUCCUGAAUACUGGGAUUAAAGGCGUGCGCCACCAUGUUUGGCUUUGAUUGUUCUAGAAAGUCAGAAUGUGUGUUACAAGUUAACGUUCAGUUUAAGAGACAUCUUUUCCAAAGUUGUUUCUCUUCCUGUAUUGAGGGGUUCUUAAGACUCUGUGGUUGUUGUCUAUCAGCUAAUGGGAAAUUGUGGCAUCCUAGCUAGCCUUUCCUUCUGAGCUGUUACCUGCUGUGACUAUGGUAAUAGAAUUCUAUAGGAGUGGGAGUGUGUCUUACCAAAAGCAGAUGGGGUCCUGGGCUAAACUAUCUGCUAUGCUUGCCUUCUUCAAGGUGGCUCGGCAGAUCAGGGCACUGGCCACCCAGUUUGAAACCCUAGUUUUGUCCCCAGAACCCACCUGGUAGGAGAGAACCAACUCCUGCAAGUUGUGCAAAUUUCUGCGUGGGUACCAUGGUAUAGAUGCACUCCCUCCAGACACACAAAUGAUGGUAGUAUGCUACAGUCUCCUCUGAACCGCUCCAUCACACACUUCACUGAUUUACUUUAUUAAUUCUCUUCUACCGUACUUUGACGACCCAUUGGGUUUACAAAUGAAAUGAGGAAACAGGUCUAAAAAGAGUAACUUUCUCUCAACAGCUUGUUUCCGUUUAUCUCACCCUAUUCUCCCCUCCCCUUCCUGCAACACAGUGUUUCUCAGUGGAGUCCUGGAUGUUCUGGAACUCACUUUGUAGACCAGGCUGGCCUUGAACUCACAGAGAGUCUCUGCUCAUUUCUAGCCUAUUAUAAUGUUUCCGUUUUACCUUGACUGUUAAGGAGUCCCCAGAACUACACAGUCAUACUCUUAGAUUCAUGGAAAUAGGACAAUGAGUCUUUAAUUCGUUUUCGAAUCCUUACUGCUGCUUGUCUUUCCUUCCAGGGUCCUUUCUCUGUAAUAGAGGCAUUGAGUACUCCACUGGGCGCCUAGCUUGAAAUCCUGUCAUCAGAGUUCAUGCUGUUCUGCGAAGGUUUCUUUGUGGCUUUGGAGCCUGGAACUCACUCUGUAGACCAGGCUGGCCUUGAACUCACAGAGAUCCACCUGUCUCUACCUCCCAAGUGCUGGGAUUAAGGGUGUGUACCACCACCACCCCUCUGAGAAAAUCAGAUUUAAAUAUUAUUGACAACACAGUUGAGAAUAUUUAGGAAAACAAGACUUCUCAAUAUCUGCCCAGAGAGGUGGAUGUGUAUGCUCCUAUUUUAAAAAAUGAGUUUAACUAGUGAUGUAUUAAGAGUUGAAACCUGGCUUUUGGCAACAUGGCAUGUUAAAGUGCCUCUAAUGUGGCUGGAAGCUUGUGUUAAUUGGAUCCAAGAAGAAAAUAAUAAUGUUAAUUUGAACCAAGCACAAAUAAACAAACAGGUGUUGGAGCAAUGGCUUCUUACUGACCUGAGAGACUUGGAAUAUCCUCUCUUACCUGAUAACAUUUUAGAAAUUCCAAAGGGAGAACUGAAUGGAUUUUAUGCUCUACAGAUCAAUUCUUUGGUUGAUGUAAGUCAGCCCGCGUAUUCCCAGAUACAAAAGCUGAGAGGAAAGAAUACAACCAAUGAUCUAGUUUCAGCUGAAACACAGAUUACUCCAAAACCAUGGGAAGCAAGGCCUUCCCGGAUGCUGAUGCUACAGCUCACGGAUGGUGUCACUCAAAUUCAAGGGAUGGAGUAUCAGUCUAUUCCAGCUCUCCAUGGUGGUCUUCCUCCAGGUACAAAAAUUUUGGUUCAUGGACGCAUUUCAUUCCGUCUUGGUGUUCUCUUGUUGAAACCAGAAAAUGUGAAGGUGUUAGGGGGUGAGGUAGAUGGUCUUUCAGAAGAAUAUGCUCAAGAGAAAGUACUUGCAAGAUUAAUUGGUGAACUUGAUCCUACAGUUUCAGUUGUACCAAGUAAUUCUGAUCACAGUUUGCCUAGAGUUUCAGGGGGGUUGGAUGCUGUUUCAGGACCUUCAGAUGAAGAACUCCUGGCAAGUCUCUAUGAAAGUGAAGAGCCUGCAGCAAGCAAUGAUACAUCACCCAUGGAAGGAAGCUGUUUCAGCACAGGCAGCUCCUCAACUCCCACUCCCACAAUUCAGUCUAGUUUUGAGCCCAGAUGUAAUAUUUCUUCAAAGCACAAGGAGAAGCCAAACCAAUCUGUGCAUUUCAGUAGUGGAGAGUUUGAUGACUUCUCACUGGAAGAGGCCUUGCUUUUAGAGGAAACUGUCCAGAAAGAGCGGAUGGAAACAAACGCAUUACAACCAUUAACUGUGAAGAAAAACACAGAUAAAUGUGUAGAGAUAUUUUCACAUAAUCCUAAUACUCUGAACCACACUCCUUUGAUGAAUAAACAAGGAAACAGCAAUUGCAAUGAAAAAAAAUUAUCUGAACAAAUAGUUCACAAAGACAAAUUUUUUAGCUGCCCAUCUCCGGGAGACCAUAAGAGACUCUUAGCCCAUGAUUUUACAGAUAACAAUAAGACUUUGGAAGACAGUAAUACAACAAAACAAAACAUUGACAGUUCAGAUGAACAUUGCUCCAGUAAUAAAAUGUUAAACAGAAAACUAGGAACCUGUCUAUCAGAAAAGAGUUCAGAGGUUUCUAAUGAAAAUGGCUCUCCUUUACAGGCUCAGUCUUCAAGAUCAGUUGAGAAUAAUACUGAUCUCUCUAUUGACAUGGACUUACAUUCUCCACCCUUUAUCUAUUUGUCUGUUCUAAUGGCCAGGAAGCCAAAGGAAGUCACCACUGUGACAGUCAAAGCAUUUAUUGUCACUUUGACUGGGAAUCUCUCAAGCUCCGGUGGCUGCUGGUGUGUAACUGCAAAGGUUUCUGAUGGCACCGCCUAUCUAGAUGUGGACUUUAUAGAUGAAAUACUUACCAGUAUGAUAGGCUUUUCAGUACCAGAAAUGAAGCAAUUAAAAAAAGACCCUCUGAAAUAUCAAAACUUCCUAAAAGGGUUACAAAAAUGUCAGCGAGAUCUGAUAGAUUUGUGUUGCCUAAUGACUAUUUUAUUUGAUCCUUCUUCACAUAAAGCCUUGGUGCUUGAAUUACAAGAUGUUGGUGUGGAGCACCUUGAGAACCUAAAGAAGCGGCUGCAUAAAUAAUUUGACGAAAUACUAUUGGAGUACACUUUAAAACAUGCAAAUAUUUGUUCGUAUUAUUUUUGAAACUCUGUAAAGGAAGGAAAAGCUUUUGAGCUUAAAAAUGGGUGAGAUGGCUGAGUGGUUAAACAGGCUUCUGCCAAGUCUGAGGACCUGAGCUUGAUCCCUUGGUCCCUUGUGGCUGAAGGAGAGAAACAACUCCCAAAAUCUGUUGUCUGUCCUUCACACAUGCAGCAUAGAGCUUGUGCACACAUAAAAACACAUAUACACUAAAUGACAUUUAAAAAUAAAGAUAUCUAAUCAAAAUGAA